Aspergillus ruber CBS 135680 is the source of this 1256-nucleotide messenger RNA. RefSeq lists its product as uncharacterized. The record is from RefSeq and is a predicted model, not a curated record. The transcript has a single exon. The coding region runs from base 256 to 954 and encodes 232 amino acids. NCBI's taxonomy places the organism in Eukaryota, Fungi, Ascomycota, Eurotiomycetes, Eurotiales, Aspergillaceae.
CGAGAGUAUUGAAAGUCUUCUGGCGCAGCGCAUUCCAGUAAUCGUGCUGUGGAUCUGGGUAUAUAUAGUCCUUCCGUUAAUCAAAGUUUUUUCCUCGAACAGCGAGGUAGCUGGUCUUGGUUGAUUGAGGACCUCCUUGCAUAGCGCCUUCCAAGCCGAUCAGUAUACCGAUGGACAGAGAGCUAAUUUGAGAUCAAGAACUGAUUGCUGCUAGAUGUCAGCCAGGGCUGUAUAUACUAAUUAGUAUGUCGGAGUAUGGCAGUUAUACUCAUUCUGGCGGAGGAUGAACUAUGCCAACGCUCAAGUCCUCUCCUCUCAUCAUCGUACAAGUCCAAAUGGUUCAUAGGGACGGGUGAUGUUCGAAUUUCGGGCAGUUUCCUGCAUAAAGCAAGCAAUAUCGACAGCGCAUGUCUGGUAUUGUCGACUCUAUGCUCAAUCAGCCGGACACUUUGCUCGGUUUUUGAAUGGUAUUCCCUGUUACCAGCAGAUCCGUUCAUUUCUAGCCGGGUUCUCGCCCUCAACUACUCUGUAUUGGUAGCGGCAAGACAAGAUCUGGACACGCUAGCAUGGAACCCGGAUGUUACCGUUCCUUUGUCUCAAGGUCAGUGGGGUACUACCAGAAAAGAUAUUACAGUUCCCCUCAAGCUCUUCCAUACAUCUCCUGAUAUGUAUAUAUCAGCGCAGACGCUUCCUCUAACCAUCAUUAACUCUCCACUCAGACAUCUGACUUCGAUUUUCCCCUCCGUAAUAUUCAACCGGGACCAAUCCAAUGGAUCAAACCAAAAAACAAACAGAGCACAGCAUAUGAUAAGCGCUUUGCUGGUUGUGCCUGUAAUGUUCUUGGCUUUCAUGUUGUUUAUGGCACUUGUUGCCAUGAAUAAGUUGGGUAUGGAAGCGCGUGGAAGACGAUGCGAUGCGAUCAUCCAUAACGCAAGCUGUGGUGUGGAGCUAUAGAGGGUAUAAAGAUUACCCUCGAGCUUCUCCAUGUGUCUUUUGAAAUAUAAAAAAUAGAUAUAUAGCAGCUGUUCAUAGUCCAAGAUGCUUUGUGACGGUGGGGUGUCAGAUGUCUGGAGCAUCGCUUUAGGAGCAUGAUGAACCGGUUGCAGGUUUUUGACGCCGACGUCGGUAUUAGAGGCGUUUUUUACGUCGUCUGGGAUGGGUGGAUGGCUGUUGAUGGAGGAAUAUGAUAUAUCAUAGAAGAUGCGUUUGAAUAGAGCGAGUAUAUAGUAGGGUUGUAUAAGAUUAUAGCGAAGGCA